Polyodon spathula (Mississippi paddlefish) is the source of this 1214-nucleotide messenger RNA. RefSeq names its product carbonic anhydrase 5B, mitochondrial-like. Gene Ontology annotation, cellular component: cytoplasm; mitochondrion. The record is from RefSeq and is a predicted model, not a curated record. The coding region runs from base 169 to 1092 and encodes 307 amino acids. The transcript has 7 exons. Lineage: Eukaryota; Metazoa; Chordata; Actinopteri; Acipenseriformes; Polyodontidae. Gene Ontology annotation, molecular function: carbonate dehydratase activity; zinc ion binding.
CUGGAACUGGCCUUGGCUGUGUGUUUGUUUUGUUUAUGUUGCGAGCUCAUACAUAUCGGUGUGUGGACUGAUGUCUGGCAUUAUUUAUGCCCAGUGCCAUCGCUUGCUUCUGUGACUGUACGACAACUUCACAAAGGAGAAACGAACAACCCGUUUUUGUUUUUAACUAUGGUUGCUCUUCGGUUGAUUAUGGCUCCCUUAGCCAUGCACCUGAGGAGAAGCGUAACAGUUCAUCGCUGGACCCCCGUGAGGAAGUGUAGUUUGGCUGGAUGUUCCUACAAACUCAGGCAUCAACUGCACCCUGUGUGGCAGUCCCCCCUCUCAAUUCCUGGCGGAAGGCGUCAGUCUCCCAUCAACAUCACCCUGCGGGAUAGCGUGCACGAUCCCCACCUCAAGCCGCUGAAGAUCCGCUACGACCCCAGCACCUGCACACAGAUCUGGAACAAUGGUUACUCCUUCCUGGUGGAGUUUGAUGACUCCACAGGCAAAUCAACUUUGAGUGGCGGUCCUCUGCUGAAUGAGUACAGACUGUGCCAGUUCCAUUUCCACUGGGGGGAGAGCAAUGCUGUGGGCUCCGAACACACUAUCGAUGGCACACUCUUCCCUGCUGAGCUACAUUUAGUACACUGGAAUUCAAGCAAAUACAAAAGCUUUGAAGAAGCUGUAAUGGAGGGUGAUGGGCUAGCAGUGGUAGCAGUGUUUUUAAAGAUUGGAAAAAGACAUGAAGGACUGCAAAAGCUGGUGGAUGCCCUGCCUGCUGUGAGACACAAGGAUAGCGUUGUCGAGUUUACCGGCUUUAACCCCAGCUGUUUGCUGCCCACUUGUCUGGAUUACUGGACCUACUCCGGCUCUCUGACCACCCCGCCUCUGACAGAGUCUGUUGCCUGGAUCAUCAAGAAGAAGCCAAUAGAAGUCAGCCAUGGUCAGUUGGCUGUAUUCCGCAGCCUGCUCUUCACAUCUGCUGACGAGGAGGAGCAGAAGAGCAUGGUGAACAACUUCCGCUUGCAGCAGCCACUCAUGAAUCGCACUGUGCGCUCCUCCUUCUCCCCCUUCCUGGGCAGCAUGGAGCCCCAGCUCCAGACAGGGCAGUGACCACAGAGCCCAUUUAGGUCUGCUCUGGCUGGGCUGAGGAAUUCUGCUCUGGUCUUUCUUUUUAACCCUUUAAGGACCAAUAACACAGGAGAGUUAAGGUGGUGGAAGCUUGAUAUGCCACA